AUGGGUCGCCUAAGCCGAAAAUCAUCGCGGAUUGAAUCCACCGAUGAUGAUAACACCCCCGAGCUCAAACGCGAGGAGUCGGUGGAUGGCGAAAUGCCCGAGGAGCCUAGCAAUGCUCGCGUAGCUGCCAUCAAGCAAGAGGAGGCAGCUAGUCCAUCAGAGUCGACCUCAUCCCCAGCCACGAAAAUCAAAUCCUCUCGCUCGUCGUCGACCUCAUCGUCGACCUCCAAACCACCUUCGGCGGCAGAUUUGGCCGCCAAGAACGAGCCUAGGGAUGCCAGUGGCCUCAUUUCAUCCUCCACCUCGCCUGUCAAGCCCGAACCCAAAGAGCCGUCGAAACCCGCGAAAUCGUCCCGAACAUCAUCUAAGCUCCCUCCUCGCAUCGCACCUCUGUUUGAUCACCUCCCCGACGCCACCGAAGAAGCGAUCUCAACAUUUUCCAUUCUCGACUCCUGCACCUAUCAAAAUAAGUAUCUUGGAUUCAGCGAACAUGCUCUCGAUUGCGACUGUGCGGAAGAAUGGGAUCCUUCCACGAAGCAGAAUCUCGCCUGCGGCGAAGAUUCAGACUGCAUCAAUCGUGCUUGUAAAAUGGAAUGUGCCAAUGACUGUAGUUGCGGAACGAACUGUCAGAACCAACGGUUCCUCCGUCAUCUCUUUGCAGACGUUUCGGUCAUUCAGACCGAAAAGAAAGGGUAUGGCCUCCGUACUAAUGUCGAUCUCCGACCUCACGAUUUCAUCUUCGAGUACAUCGGAGAGACAAUUCCAGAGUCCACCUUUCGAAAACGGAUGGUGCAAUAUGAUGAAGAGGGCAUCAAACAUUUCUACUUCAUGUCGUUGAGCAGAGGCGAGUUCAUCGAUGCUACCAAAAAGGGCAAUCUCGGCCGCUUCUGCAACCAUUCUUGCAACCCGAACUGUUACGUCGACAAAUGGGUGGUUGGAGAUAAACUUCGCAUGGGCAUCUUCGCUGAACGAUACAUCAAAGCGGGAGAAGAGUUGGUGUUCAAUUACAAUGUUGACCGUUACGGUGCGAAUCCACAACCAUGCUACUGCGGAGAGUCCAACUGUACAGGUUUCAUCGGAGGCAAGACUCAGACUGAAAGAGCCACCAAGCUUUCAACGGCAGUUAUCGAGGCCCUUGGGAUUGAAGAUGCUGAUACUUGGGACACCACCGUCGCUAGACGUCCCCGCAAGAAGAAGACGACUGAAGAUGACGAAGAUUAUGUUGAUAGCCUUGAGGCGAAGUCCUUGGACGUCGACGGCGUGACCAAAGUCAUGGCUGCUUUGAUGCAGUGUAAGGAGAAGUGGAUUGCUGUGAAGCUGUUGCAGCGGAUACAGAGAUGUACCGAUGAUCAGGCAUGGCACAGAGUGGUCCGAUUCCAUGGCUACCAAAUACUCAACUCGCAGCUUUCUGCUUGGAGGGAUGAUGAGAACAUAAUCCUCCAGAUCCUCGACGUUCUAGACCGCCUCCCUCGACUCACGAGAAACAAGAUUGUCGAUGCCAAAAUAGAAACGACCAUGCAAUCCCUCACUGAGCACUCUGAUGAACGAGUGUCUUCACAGGCAUCGUCUCUGCUUGAUGCAUGGUCAAAGCUAGAACUUGGUUACCGCAUACCGCGGAAAAAGAAGGAGGACGUUUCAGCGCAGGUCAAGGCUGAGCCCACUCCUUUCGAAAGAAGAGAAUCUGCCCAGCAGCGGAAACGCUCAGAGUCCAGAUCACCAUCACGUAGCCCUCCACGAGGUCCAUCUGGCGUGCCGUCGGUACCUUCAGGCCCACGGUCACUGCAAAGACCUGGUAACUUUGGCCCUCGCCAUGGCCCUUCUUUCAAUCGUGGUCCUCCUCCACUUCCCAGAGGUUGGUUUGCCGCUCAAGAUAACGGACGAACAUACUACUACUCUGCCACUGGUCAAACGACGUGGGUGAGGCCAACAGCGCCCGCUGAUCAAGCUCCGAGUCUACCGAAGCAGCCUUCUGAACAAGACGUCCUCAAGAGCAUUAUCGACAACAUUGUCACCUCUCGCGAGAAGGACACAAAGACUAGUACUCCUGCGACCCCGGAGCCCACAAAGGUCAAGAAGGAAGAGCGGUGGAAAUCGUACAAUGAAGAGAAGCAGAAGAAAUUGUACGAAAAUACCCUCUUCCCGCAUAUCUCGCAUGUGAUGAGUAGGUACAAGCACAAGAUUCCCAAAGACGACCUGAAGCGCUUCGGUAAAGAAAUUUCGAAAAAGCUUGUCGCGUCCGAUUAUAAGGCUGGCCGUGUGAAAGAUCCAACCAAGAUCGAUGAGCGGCAACAGAAGAAGGUCAAAGAAUUUUGUAAACAGUUCUUCGAAAAGGCGUAUCAAAAACACAAGAAGCACGAAGCCGACAGGGCUGCCCGCGACAAGCGAAAGAAAGCAGCCGGAGCCUCGUCGCCGACGCAAUCACCUAAGCUGGAUGAAGCGACGCCAGAGGAUGUCAAGAUGUCUGAUGCUGAGGACGACGACGGUCCACCGUCACCGGAAAUCGAGACACCUUCUGAAGAUACCGCCAGUGGCACACUUAAGCGCAAGCGCCCCGAGGAUGACACGACUUUGAUUGCCAGAGACGAAAACGAGUCCGAGUCGAUAGGCUCGCCUACAAAAAAGGUUGACAUCAAACCUGACUUGGACACGCCACCUCCGCCACCGCCGCCGCCAGCGCCGCCUGUCGAAACACCACCAGCCAGCACGCCGCGAGAGGGCGAAGCGGACAUGGUUCUGGACACAGAUAUCCACGGUGAUACCAACUUCAAAAGCAGAAGCAUGGCCGACGUCCUGGCCCAAGCGCAGGCCGACGAAGAUGAUGAGGGUGGGGAUGUGUCAAUGACAGAUGGUGUGGGCAACAAUGGAGCAAACCCUUUGGUCGAUAAACAGCCUGGCUGA
Exophiala spinifera is the source of this 2898-nucleotide messenger RNA. RefSeq lists its product as uncharacterized. Gene Ontology annotation, biological process: regulation of DNA-templated transcription. The coding region runs from base 1 to 2898 and encodes 965 amino acids. Gene Ontology annotation, molecular function: histone H3K36 methyltransferase activity; protein binding. Gene Ontology annotation, cellular component: chromatin; chromosome; nucleus. NCBI's taxonomy places the organism in Eukaryota, Fungi, Ascomycota, Eurotiomycetes, Chaetothyriales, Herpotrichiellaceae. The transcript has 3 exons. The record is from RefSeq and is a predicted model, not a curated record.